GACUCAGCUUUAGUGUCUGGAGUCAAAACACACAGUUAAUGAGUGUCUGAGCUCCAGCUCCAGCCCACGGAGCCGGUACGGAGUCCGUCUCACUCCGUCCGUCCGUGCGAGCACUGAGUUGUGGGCCGGGUCAUGUUGUGUCUCCGGGGGCGGGUCUCCUCCUUCAGUCACCUCGCAGCAGCUGUAGCUGGACUCCGCUCUUCUUCCUCCUCCUCCUCCUCCUCUCCUCCAGCAUCAUCAUCAUCGUCAGCCUCGUCGUCCUGGAGGCAGCCAGCGUCUCCGCCUCGCUCCUCCAGCCCGAAACACGUGCGUCUGCUCGCUCACUCAGCGGCUAACAACAUGGCAGAGGAGGCGAAGAAGCUGGCCGCGCACGCCGCUGUCGACAACCACGUCCAGAACAACCAGGUGGUUGGAGUGGGCAGUGGGUCGACCAUCGUCUACGCCGUGGACAGAUUAGCGGAGAGAGUACGUCAGGAGAAACUCAACAUUGUGUGUGUGCCCACCUCCUUUCAGGCUCGUCAGCUGAUCCUGCAGCACAGCCUCACGCUGUCCGAUCUGGACAGACACCCAGAGCUGGACGUCGCGAUCGACGGAGCAGACGAAGUGGACGCGGACCUGACGCUGAUCAAAGGUGGCGGCGGCUGCUUGACGCAGGAGAAGAUCGUAGCGGGCUGCGCCAAACAUUUCGUCGUCAUCGCAGACUUCAGGAAGGACUCUAAGAGUUUGGGUGAGCAGUGGAAGAAGGGAGUUCCUAUUGAAGUGAUCCCGAUGGCGUACGUUCCCGUUUCCAGGGCGAUUGUGAAAUGCUUUGGCGGAGAGGUCAACCUGCGGAUGGCUGUCAGUAAAGCAGGUCCUGUCGUCACGGAUAACAGCAACUUCCUCCUGGACUGGAAGUUUGAGCGCGCUCACAACUGGAAGGAAGUCAACACUGCGAUCAAGAUGAUCCCAGGUGUCGUGGACACGGGGCUUUUCGUCGGCAUGGCUGAGCGCGCUUACUUCGGGAUGGAGGACGGUAGCGUGCAGGUCCGGGAUCCUCCGGUCAACUGACUGCUCUCACCGCCGUCCUUCUUCUCCACUGACCUCACUUUGCCCACAAGUGCCGCGUCUUCUCGUCUCGGUCUGAACUGGACGAGACCGUCGCAGGGAAGUUUUUUCCCUCUCAUCUCCAAACCAGCCACCAAUGCACCCUCACUUGAUUUCCCUCAUCUUGCAGUCGGUACGUCUGGUUCUGCGAGGUUUUUUAAAGUGCCUGAUGAGUGAAAUCAAGUCUCUGUUACACUGUUUUUGUUUAGUUUAGUUAUUUUUGAUUCUUCCUGUCAUGAGCACGUUUGCCUAAAAACCUGCAGUGCUGUGGCUCUCUGAAUCUCUGCCUCGCUGCAGAGUGAAGCUAGCGCGUGCCUUACGAUUAUAAUUUAAAUCCUAUUGAAAUGAAAUGACGCUGUUAAAAAAACAUUUGAAAAAUAAGUCAUAAUCGUACAUCAAACCAUUAUCCUCUGCAAAAUAAGACAUCCAGCAGUGGAGUCAAGGCUGCUCUGGAUGACGACAGAGUUUGGGAAACAUUUGUGGUUUCCUCUCAGUUUCAUCACUUUUUUUUUGGGCUGUAGUCGAGUCAGCAGCGGGGUCAAAGUACUCACACGCUCCCUGUAUCUGUGUGUAUUUGAGUAAGGUCAUGCAUGUACUGAACCUAGUUAUCCUGUGCCUGUAAAUCCCAUGCAUUAAGUGACUCUUAUUUAAAACAAACAAGAAUCAUGUAACGCAUAUAGAAAAACCAGAAAUACUAUGUGUAAAAUUCAUGUGCCUUUGCAUGCCAGAGCAGUGACAAAAAUGAAAGAUGAGAGCUGUUUUAGGUUAGAAAAUAUGAUUGAAACCUGGCUGCUCAUCAAGGAUAAAGAGAUUUAAUUAGAAAUUCAGAAUAAUUUGCAAUCAAUCUUAAAAGAGAGCCAUGAAAUGUAAGUGGAAGAACAAAAGAAAUGUUGAAAAAUGAAAAAACAAUACAUGAUAAAUACAUGAAUAUCUUCAAAUUCUAAAACCAUUUCACUGUGAUACUGUUUUUUCUUUUUUUGUUUUGUUUUGCUGUGACGGUACUAUUUUCUUUGCCAAACAAUACAGGACCAAAAAUGAUA
Molecule: messenger RNA, 2123 nt
Organism: Solea senegalensis (Senegalese sole)
Lineage: Eukaryota; Metazoa; Chordata; Actinopteri; Pleuronectiformes; Soleidae
Gene: rpia
Product: ribose 5-phosphate isomerase A (ribose 5-phosphate epimerase)
Exons: 9
Coding region: 133-1047 (304 amino acids)
Biological process (GO): D-ribose metabolic process; pentose-phosphate shunt, non-oxidative branch
Cellular component (GO): intracellular membrane-bounded organelle
Molecular function (GO): ribose-5-phosphate isomerase activity
Source: RefSeq, a predicted model, not a curated record